CCGCCGAAGAGGUCUCGCGUUGGAGCACCUCCCCCAAGGCUUGAUCUCAGCGAAUUCAAAACGCCCGCACUGCCCCCUAAACACAGCGUUACUUCGCCGCUGUUCUUCUCCCACCGUCGAAGACCCUCGCUAGCGCGGCCUGCAAGCUUCUCGGCUUCCGAAGCUGCGGGAACCAUGUUGAGAAGUGUGAAGGACCACUCGGUAGCCGAAACGACCACGCUCAGACUAGCCAGAGGAACAAUCAGCUCAGCCAGCCCAGCAAGGUCAUCGAGUACGCCCGGCAGCGGCAGCUGGAGCUCUAUCGAUGCGGCUAGCUUAAACAGGAGCCCGGACACCCAAGUGGGUGGUCCAGGACUGCCCUUCCUCCAGGGAAUUGGUAUACUCGAAUUACUCGAGAGAGAUGAUAGGCCAACUUUUGUUGUGGAUGGUGCGAACGCCGCCAACUCUGCACCAGGACCAUUCGUGAUUUUAUACACAAAUCCUGCAUUUCAGGCGUCAGAAGGUAUCCGGCUCAUGUUACAGGGAGACUCUCCGGAUGGAGAUGCGAAAACUGACUUUGCUGCUUUCAAAUCAUGGGUCAAGAAUCCUAGCGGCCAGCAUGAGGGCUUGGACAUUUUCUUGCCCUCACAUCAUUUUGCAGGAGUUGACUGGACUUGUUCGAUCAUCAGGAACCGAUUCCGGUUCGUGAGCGCCAACAAAAGUGCUGCUUCAAUAGCGCGCAAUUCCCCCCAGCCGCAGUUGGACGGAGCCAGCAGUGUGGACUCUCUUACUCGUGAAAACACACCGGGUGCACAGCCGAAGACGCCAAGCGACAUGACAAUUCCAGAUGCUCCUGUUGACUACUUUGAUGGUGUGGCAGAAGCAAACCCGGGUGCGCCCGACUCUAUUAUCGGUAGCGAUGUGGAGGACCAAAUUUUUGUUAGGCGAAACAGUGACUUUAUUUCCGAUAUCGAUUCAAUUCCAUUAGAGCGACCAUCUUUCGACUGGACACGCAUCCCACUAACCCCCGAGCUUCCAUCACAUAUACAAUUUGCUCGAACCAGAGAUUGGGCUUCGACAUCACUAGGCCCUAUCGAAAACUGGUCAGCAGAUCUGCGUGCUAUGGCCAACAUGGUGAUGGGAAGUCCACACCCUGCCGCAAUGUACUGGGGCCCUGACCACGUUGCUAUAUACAACGAGGCCUACGUGCCUAUGGCAGGUCAGAAGCACCCGGACCUGAUGGGACAAAGUUACAAAGUAGCCUGGAAAGAGAUCUGGCCUGAGAUAGAACCUAUUUUCAUAAGUGCCUGGCAGUCUGGACAGGCCACGAUGAAAAAUGACCAUCGACUCAUUGUCAAUCGUCAUGGCUUUGAGGAAGAGACCUUUUUUUCCUGGUCUAUAGUUCCUCUGGUCGGCGACGAUGGGUCAGUUGUGGGACUAUACAAUCCUUCAUUCGAGAACACGCGACGAAAAGUUGCAGAAAGAAGGAUGCUUACGCUUCGUGAAGUGGGCGAGAAGACUGCGAUGGCUCGAGACGUUCGAAGUUUCUGGUCCCAAGUUCAGCAAGGUCUUGAAUGGAAUGAGGAUGAUAUUCCAUUCGCGUUGGUCUACUCAGUUUCUGAUGACGCUGAGAGCGACAUGUCUUCCAUGCACUCCGGCAGUCUUUCUAAUCCACCUCAACUGGUGCUUGAAGCAUCGUUGGGAAUUCCUGAGGGACAUCCUCGUCUAGUGAGCCCGCUUGAUUUGAGGACGAGUUCUGAUGGGUUUGCUUCAUACAUGAGAGACUCUAUGGUGGAAGCAGGCAUGCCGAUCGUCUUGUCUAGGGAGGACGGUACACUUGCUGGUGAUUUGAUGGACGGGUUUGAGUUCCGAGGCGAGGCUGUUAGUUGUCGAGCCAUAGUCAUCUUCCCUAUCCACCCUAUCACGGGCGGCGAGAACGUUGUGGGCUUCCUUAUCAUGGGUCUGAACCCGCUGCGACCAUACGAUGACGACUAUCAAUUAUUUAUACAUCUUUUGUCGAGACAGCUCGCAACAUCCAUGGCUUCGGUAGUCUUGUUCGAAGAGGAAAUCAGGCGAGGACAACGAGCCGCUCGUUUGGCAGCGUUGGAUCGUCAAGAAUUAACACAGCAACUUCAUUUGAGGACACAAGAAGUCGAGGAAAGCGAAUUGAAAUUCACACGGAUGGCUGAAUUCGCCCCUGUUGCCAUGUUUAUCGCCAAUCACGAGGGUUUGAUCACGUAUAGCAAUGACAUGUGGUGGGAAAUCGCACAACAACCAAGACACAAUUAUUUCGUUGAUUCCUGGAUGAACGAAGUCAAUGAAGAAGAUCGGCCAGCAUUAGAAGAAGCUUGGCAGCAAUUAACACGGCAAAAGAUCGCCAUCACUGUCGAGUUUCGUUUCAAACAAUCGCGCGAGGAGAGUGGCAAUGUAAUUGACAAUUGGGUGCUCAUGAGUGCAUACCCUGAGAAGUACGGAGAUGGCAGCAUCAAAGAAAUAUUCGGUUGCAUGACCAAUAUUUCCCAGCAGAAGUUGGCCGAACAGGUCCAAGACCACCGUCGUCAAGAAGCCGUGGAACUCAAGCGACAACAAGAAAACUUCAUUGAUAUCACGAGCCACGAAAUGCGAAACCCGUUGAGCGCUAUUCUUCAAUGCGCGGAUGAAAUCUCUGGGAUCCUGUCAACAUACAAGGGCAAGCAAGAUUUCAACCGUGAGGCCGACGACUUGCGAUCUGCAUUGGAAGCCUGUCUCGAAGCUUCUAAUACCAUCGCACUAUGCGCAAGCCACCAGAAGAGAAUAGUGGACGAUGUGCUUACCCUGUCAAAGCUCGAUUCGCAGUUACUUCUGGUGACCCCGGUUGACGUACAACCAGUUGCUGUGGUACAACGAGUCUUGAAGAUGUUUGAGGGCGAAUUGAAUGCAAACGGCAUCGAGAUGACCUUCCAGGUCAAGAAUCGAUACAUUGACAUGGGUGUUGAUUGGGUCAAGCUGGACCCCUCGCGUCUGCUGCAGGUCUUGAUCAAUCUCAUGACCAACGCAAUCAAGUUCACUAAUUCCCGGAGAGAGCGCAAGAUUGUCGUUACUUUGGAUGCGUCGAGGAAUAUCACGGAACGUACAGAUUCGCAUAUUACGUUCUUCCCUAGCGAUCGACCCGACAGAGGAGAAAUCACGGACGAUGCUGAUUGGGGCACCGGCGAGAAGUUAAAUCUUCAUUUCAGCGUGCGUGAUACUGGCCGGGGUCUCGAUGAACAUGAGAAAUCACUGUUGUUCCAGCGCUUCUCGCAGGCUUCGCCACGGACGCAUGUUCAGUAUGGUGGAUCGGGAUUAGGCUUGUUCAUAUCCCGCAUCCUGACAGAACUGCAAGGUGGCCAGAUUGGGGUUGAAUCAGAGAAAGGCAUCGGCAGCGAGUUCUCGUUCUACGUCCAAAGUCGUAUGUCCGAGGGUCUUCAAGAUGAUGCCAUAGCGACAGCUCCGCCUCUACAUAGAGCACCUGGAUCUUCAACUACGAUAGAAAAUCGACAGCCUCAUCCAGGGCCAAAGGUUCCGGUAAAGAAGGCCAUACCGAUGGCGAAGCCCUCAGCAGCUCCUGGAAAGCGUGUGUUUGAUAUUCUGAUUGUAGAGGAUAAUCUCGUCAACCAAAAAGUACUGCAGAGACAGUUGAAGAACAACGGGAAUAAUACCCAUGUCGCAAACCAUGGAGGGGAAGCUAUUGAGGUACUGAAAAAAUCGCGCUUCUGGGUGGGCAAGGAAUCAUCCGGCGUCGACAUAUCUGUCAUUCUGAUGGAUCUUGAGAUGCCGGUAAUGGAUGGCAUGACAUGCACGCGCAGGAUACGCGAGCUCGAAAGGCAAGGAACCAUCGUCAGUCAUAUCCCCAUUAUUGCUGUAACAGCAUAUGCACGGCCGGAACAAAUCGAGGACGCCAAGGCCGCGGGAGUUGACGACGUGAUUUCCAAGCCAUUCCGGAUUCCGGAUCUGAUCCCUCGUGUGGAGGAACUUGUC
Messenger RNA from Truncatella angustata, 3975 nucleotides. RefSeq lists its product as uncharacterized. Gene Ontology annotation, molecular function: phosphorelay sensor kinase activity. The annotation marks the transcript as partial. NCBI's taxonomy places the organism in Eukaryota, Fungi, Ascomycota, Sordariomycetes, Amphisphaeriales, Sporocadaceae. The transcript is spliced from 2 exons. The record is from RefSeq and is a predicted model, not a curated record. Gene Ontology annotation, biological process: phosphorelay signal transduction system; phosphorylation.